This is a messenger RNA of Penicilliopsis zonata CBS 506.65, 1053 nucleotides long. RefSeq lists its product as hypothetical. The transcript has 2 exons. Lineage: Eukaryota; Fungi; Ascomycota; Eurotiomycetes; Eurotiales; Aspergillaceae. The record is from RefSeq and is a predicted model, not a curated record. Bases 1 to 1023 code for a protein of 340 amino acids.
AUGGCUGAAGCGCUUGGAACGGCGUCUGCCGUAUUGGGCCUUGCAAUCCUCGUCUAUGACUCUAGCCAUACACUACACGAUGCUAUUUCUAGUUUCAAAAGCCAGCGAAAAACCAUCAAAGACCUGAGAUCGGAUCUGGUCUCUCUGGAUGCUCUCCUGGUGACUAUCAAAAACCACGCCGAAAGAUCAGAAGACCCGAAAAGGCUCGAGCCUCUUCGUCAACCGUUGGAUUGCUGCUUGCAUGCAUGUCAGGAAAUGCAUGAAAAGCUCAAGACGUCUACCCGCUAUUCGACAAACGGCCAUAAUAGUCUCCGAGAUUGGUUGCAGAUGCAGUAUCAGGGAAAGAACUUUGAGCAGAUGAAACAGCGGAUCGCCAGCUAUAAAGCUACCCUCAGUAUAAGCUUCAGCUGCAUCAACUUAGAAAAUAUCUCUCGCACGCAAAGCGACAUGACUGACCUCAACGACUCGAUCACCGGCACGAAAGAAGACAUACAGGACCAGCUGGACGAUAUACAGAGAAAGAUUAGUACUUCCGACGAAUCGAUCAGGGCAGUCCUACAACAAGAUCGCGAGCACCUCCAACAAAGUCUAGACAGCCUUGCCCAAGCACAGAGGAUCGCAAAUGCUGCACCACCCAAUAUCGUCAUUGAGAGUAACAGAGUCGACACGGGGGGUUGCGCAAUCUUUGGAACAGACACACCCCAGCCACAAUUUGUAUUGAACGUAUCCAAGAACGAGGCGGGUGCCGGAGCCACGAUGAGUGCUGGUGUUCAUAGCCCAGAGACUCUCAGGGGUUUAUUGGAAAACUCGCAAGCUAAAGUGACCCUUCAAGCGCUUCAGAAUCAGUCCCAUCAUGCCAACUCUGAACAGCUUCAACCUAUCCUGCGAUAUAUGGCUGCACAGAAUAAGAAUAAUCAAUUGGAGUCUGCACCAAGACCGGCGGGUAUCGACCAACCUAUGCUUGGUUCUAUUGAAGCAAUGCAGGUAGAAGAAGAAGAACAGGUGAAGUCCUACAUUAAGUGAACUGGAUACUAUAGAAUAGUCAGUACGAGG